This is a messenger RNA of Coccidioides immitis RS, 333 nucleotides long. RefSeq lists its product as uncharacterized. The coding region runs from base 1 to 333 and encodes 110 amino acids. The transcript has 4 exons. The record is from RefSeq and is a predicted model, not a curated record. Lineage: Eukaryota; Fungi; Ascomycota; Eurotiomycetes; Onygenales; Onygenaceae.
AUGGCAAAACGCGUUCAUGGCCGUGAGCUACGAGCGGCGGCAGAUGGAACAAACUUUCCUACCCCUCUUGAUACCGCCCUCUCAGGGCCCUCAUUGGAGGGUAUGCCAUGUGGACCGGGUGGCGCCAAGGGGUGCGGCCGCAAGAUCAUGAUUCUCACCGUCUCGGUAGUCAUAUCGGACAGAAACACCCCCGACGGCAGCAAAUCUGCCCAGGCUAGGCAAUGUUCUCAGCAGCCUAGCCUGGCUGAGGGAUCUCAACAGACAAGGAUCCCGUUCAUCAUCGCCCCAGAAGCACCCUCGACAGCUGGGCAGAUCAUUCGGAAUCCUUCAUAG